This is a messenger RNA of Naegleria fowleri, 1032 nucleotides long. RefSeq lists its product as uncharacterized. Bases 1 to 1032 code for a protein of 343 amino acids. Lineage: Eukaryota; Heterolobosea; Eutetramitea; Acrasida; Naegleriidae. The transcript has 4 exons. The record is from RefSeq and is a predicted model, not a curated record.
AUGAAGCUUCUCGCGUUGGCCGUUGUUGUUCUUGUGGCUGUGUGGUGCGUCGUAUUCAAUGCCUCUUCUUCUUCUUGUGCCGUUCUCGCACAGGAACAGAUUGAUAUCAAGCGAUACAAUAUUGAACCUGGCUCAUUGAGUGUAUCAGGAAUUUCUGCUGGAGGAUUUAUGGCAGUUCAAUUUCAAGUGGCCUUUUCCAAGUCUGUAAAGGGAAGUGGUAUUGUUGCUGGAGGUCCCUAUGAUUGCGCUCAAGGUCAAUUGUUGAAUGCUCUCAUGGCUUGUAUGAAGUCACCAGGAAGUAUUUCUCUCAGCUCCAUUUCCGGCACUGUGUCAUCGUACGAGAAGCAAGGUUUGAUUGAUCCUUCAUCGAACGUGAAGAAUCACAAGAUUUACCUAUUCUCUGGUACUCAGGACUCGGUGGUUGCUCCUGGAGUCAUGUCAAAGCUUCUCGAUCAGUAUACCAACUACUUUGGAGUGAGCAAGUCCAAUAUUGUGACCGAUUUCAACACACCAGCUCAACACUCCAUGAUCACCAAUGAUUAUGGAAACUCGUGUGGAUAUUUGGGCUCUCCUUACAUUAACAAUUGUGGUGUUGAUGGUGCUGGUAACUUUUUCAAACAAGUCUAUCCUGACUUUAAGACUGGAGGAGGUGCUGUGAGUGGAAACUUGUUCACCUACAAACAAAGUGGAAGAUAUAGUGCUAGCUCUUUUGAUUCCAAUGGCUACAUUUACAUUCCUACUGCUUGUCAACAAGGUGCUCAAUGUAAAGUCUCUAUUGCUUUCCACGGAUGCAAUCAAGGAGCUAGUGUUAUUGGUACCUCCUAUGUUGCCAAUGCUGGCUACAACAAACAUGCUGAAUUGAACAACAUUAUUGUUGUGUAUCCACAAGUUGCUGUCUCAUAUUUCAAUCCAAUGAAUGCACAAGGAUGUUUUGAUUGGUUCGGAUACAGCUCCUCUCAAUAUGCUACCAAGCAAGGCCCACAAAUGGCUGCUAUUGCUAACCUUAUCACAGAUUUGGGUUAUUCUUUGUAA